This is a messenger RNA of Schistosoma haematobium, 4590 nucleotides long. It is a transcript of the gene APOPT1, whose product is annotated as Apoptogenic protein 1, mitochondrial. NCBI's taxonomy places the organism in Eukaryota, Metazoa, Platyhelminthes, Trematoda, Strigeidida, Schistosomatidae. Gene Ontology annotation, biological process: intrinsic apoptotic signaling pathway. The transcript is spliced from 6 exons. Gene Ontology annotation, cellular component: mitochondrion. Bases 3203 to 3817 code for a protein of 204 amino acids. The record is from RefSeq and is a predicted model, not a curated record.
ACGCAAUAAAACACUGAGUGUCACAUUCCUAUAAACUUCUCAACCAAUUGCUUCACACUAUUUGAGUAUUGAAAUCAAAGCGCCUGUUUCCACUCUUGCGUUUCAGUCAGAUGGGCGAGAACUUCAAGUCAGAAGAUAUACUUGGAUUUAAACUUGAUAGGUGUAUUUCCGAUACCUUGAUUAAGACAGGUGCUGGUUUAUUUGGGGGAAUCAUAUUUUCUGUGGUGCUUGCUAAAAGGCGUCCAUGGCCACUUAUCUUCGGGACUGGUUUUGGUCUCGGGAUGGGAAUUUCCAAUUGUAAUAAUGACUUUAAACAACCACUUCCUUUAGUUUCUCACCGUAUUGUGAGUUCAAAUCAAGUUCCGGAUGAAAAGAUAGACACAUAGUAUGAUGGAACAACACUUCUAGUCUGUAUUUAAACCAAAUUGUAUUUUUAGAAAUGACUUUCCACUCGUAGAUUGUUAUGUGAAUAAAGUCUAUUCUAAAACUCCAAGUUCUGUUUAGAUCUAAUUAGUACUAUUGUAACAUGUUUGGGGUGCAUGUAUGGGUUUCUUAUUUUUACUGCACCAAGCGAAGUGCGUGUCAUGCAUAAAUAAGCCCUAUUUUAUCCAUAGUUAACCUGUCAAAAUAAUUUUAACUAUUAGUUUUGGCUGGUUUUGUUUUUUGGUCACUUUCGACUCAUUGUUACGCCUUUGUUUAAUGUGUUUGUUUUGCAAACAAUGUAGGCCAGCAGAUCAUCAAAGGCAUUGUUUUGACGUUGGUAUUUUACAAUCCGAUGACACGAUAACUUGUAAUAGGCUCUUAAGUAAAAUUAUUCUAACUCAUCUAUGCUCCAUUACUUAGAUUUUAAUAAUACUUGAAGGCAUAAUGCGAGUGGGGAAAAAUUUAUUGGACCGGAUUUGCCUUAGCAUCAGAUACAAAUUCAGAUUUAUGUAUGAAGGACAGAAUCUCAAAAGCAUGACCUAGUGCUCCAGGAUACUUCUACAUGUCUGAUAUUCUCUUGAGUAAGUUCAACAAAGGUACAAAUAUCAUGUUUUCUGGUAGUAGGUUUUAAGAGUCGAUUAUGCAGUAGGGAAAUCUGCGCUCCACCGGUAUAUGGUCCUUUGUGGGAUUUUGAGACCUUUUUCUCUGAUUCGUUCUUAUUUAGUCAGAAAGAAAAAAGAUAUAUCUGAUUUAAAACCUACACUCGUUAUUCCAUACAUCAUUUUCGGUUGCCUCAAUUGACGGCAGGUUGAUUGAAAGGCAUCUAAGCCCUUUCAAAAUCUCGUUCUUCUCGGUCAGGUGAACGCUUCUGAAAAUUAGCGUCGCCUUUGAAUGGGAAUUAAUGGGGUGCGUGCCGUUUUUUAAUUUGAAUUUCACUAUUUCUGUAUGAAGUAUUGCAUUCCUGUUAAAGGUUUUGAAGCAUUUUUAGGUUAAAGAGAGCUUUCACGAAGUUAGAAAGUCUUUACCCUAUUUUAAAUAGGACCAGUAAGACCCAAACAAUAAAGCAGUGCGGACUGCAAUUUCCAGAACACCGCAGGUUCUGGUGCAAAUUCUUACUGAUUAAAUAUAAUCUUGAAGCGAUUAGGAGAAAGGUAGGUGGUUAAUGCACGUUCAUAACUUAACUCCUAUAUAAUAGUUGCUUCAUUAUAUGUAUGUGUAUGCGUAAUGUAUCUUAACCUCUUCAUUGGACUAAAGCGUAGCAACCAAUUUAUCAUCACUUAGUGCUCUAUUCAUAACUUAGACAUUAUACGGUAUCCCCACCAAAGUUGACUAGUGUUUCAGAAACACCUACGAUCAAACGAAAGCAACUUAUGUACGUCUUUUUCUCAAAACCGUUUUAGUGAUAAAAGGUAUGCUGCGCUAUGUGCUCUCUGUUUAAUAGACAAAACUUUCAUUUCACUGAUGUUGUACGUUAUGUAAAUUUGAAAAGGACUUGUAUCCUUGUUGAGAUUUUGUCAGUUCUCAGAGUACCACGAUUAAUGAGAUCCCUGAGAUUAUUGGUGUUCUGCACACCCACCUGGUUUAUUACUAGGCAGCAAACCCAGUUAGGUUGACUCAAGAGAUCAUCAGGACUGGUGGUAAAGCACUAUCAGCUAGAUAGACUGAGGUAUUUUCAUACCUAUAUAUAUAACUUUGAACCACACUUUUGUAAUAGAGCUAGUGAUAAUAAUUAAUUGUCCAGAUUAAAGUUUACGGUACAAUAUUUGAAAUAAAAACUUUGAUAUUGUAAAUGUAAUAUGUAGCUAGUUUGCUAAAUAUAUGAACAUUUUAGUCAAAUAGUUAUGAGAUGUCCAAGUUAUUCCAUUCAAAUUUCAGUGAUAUAACGCUGUAAAAAUAUGUGAUUGGCUAAGCGAAGGGCAAUAUACAGUUCUUUUAAUUUAUAGCUGAUAUCUGAGGCAUCCCACUUACUUAAAUUUGGUGUAUUCUGUUUGAUUAUUGAGCACGUAAACAUAAGGUUUACGUUCAAAUUAUACAGCUUGGAUAAGAAUUAUGUAGCUGAUUUUCCCUAAAGUAGAUGCUCUUGUCUAUAUGCAUUAAAUUAGUGAUUCCCAGAAAGUGGGACUAGUAAACAUCUUAAAGUAGAUCCCGCACCCAUAGACUUGUUGUCUUGUUCCAGAAAACAGCAUUGUGAGCUUUGGUCUAUUUCAAUUUCGGAAUUAAGCAAUUGUUAAGGUGUUUAAAAGUGAUAGGUUUCCUGUACUAGAUUUCCUUCAUUUCAAUAUUCCAUUUACUAAGAGGAUCACAAGCUUUUCAUGAUGCAGAUCACUGCUGAUUAUUUUAAUCAUGUAUUUUAUGAAGUAAUUUAUUCUUCUAGACGUAUUUAAGUCUUCUUCUGGCAUGUAUUUUCGUAAGCUUAACUUCAGUCCUGCUUUAACUAUAAUUUUAACUGAAUCUACUCAGAGAAGAUGGUGUACACAAUGUCGAGUCACCUAGACUAGUGACCACAUUGCAACUUGGUCGGUAGGAUUCAAUCUGCACUAAGAAGGAACUGAUGUGCAUGAUAUUGAUCACCACCCAGUGAUCAAUCAAUUGUGAAUCUGCUUAUUUUGCUCUCCAUAUGUCGUACAACUCCUACACUCGUGUUAGUUGUUUGGUUAUUUUAUACUUGUUAACUACAGUUCUUGAUUGUUGGCAAAUUUAUCAAUAUUGUUAUUAUGUUGUAAAAGGUUAACUACCGGUCGACCCGAAGAUGAAAUAAAGCAAAUAUUUUCGAGGAAAUAUGUGGUCCUACGGUACGGUGUUCAAAUCGAUUAAUUCCAUCAGUUCACAAUCUCUUGCCUACGGCGACAAGUUUAUUCCUAUGGGUUACUACAAACAGCUUUCUAAAAUAUCUGUUAAAAUCAAGGAAAGUCAGGAUUCGAAAAAAGACUUGCCACCCUGGCCUUGUCACAACCCUAAUUCGUUUCAGUACUCUUCAAACAUCCAUCCAUUAAGGUUUAAAUCUAAACCGAAUGAAACUAAUUUGGAAUUAAAAUAUAAGACCGUUUGUCAAGAAACCUGGCGUUGGUUAAACGAAUACUGGUCAUUAUACAAUCUUUCUUAUUCAAAGGCAAAAAAUGCAUUUUUAGAAAAAGAGAAAAUGAAAAAUUUAGAAAAUAAUUCAACUGAACAUAAGAUACCAGAUAUGGGAGUAUUUCAUCGUGAAUUUUUGGAGGCAAAUAAAAAGCAGAGAAUGGACUUCAAUCUUAAAUGGUAUCGUUCUAUUGUUUAUAUUGUUUAUCUAAGUAUUUUGGUAGACCUACAACAAUUGUAUCAUCGUUUCUAUGCCAAAUUUUCUCCAAAAUCAAAUAAAUGUGAAAAUGUUAAUGAUAAGAAAAUAGAACCAAAUCAUUGAUUAUUCAAUUGUAUUCAUUUGAUAACUUGAAUGAUUUUGUAUAUAUAUAUAUAUAUAUAUAUAUAUAUAUAUAUAUAUAUAUAUAUACUUUAUUAGAAAUGAGAGUAAACUUUUAUCAAUAUGGGGAUUUGUGGAGAUCGUAGUAUUUUCAGCUGAAUUCACGAUUCGAUCUAAGCACGGCUGGGUUCUGACUUAGUGGUUUAGAGGUUAAGCAUUCGCUCUCGUGAUUAGUUCACAGAAAGUAAUUAAAUAAGUUGAAGUAUUUUCUGUUUGUUUUGCGGCAGACUUUUGGCUUUUGUAGUUUAUUGUUUUGGUUGGUAAGGUCAAAAAAGAUAGAUUAUGUAUGUUAGUCGUAUUGGUAGGAUUCUCACAGUCAAUCCUUUAUUGUCAUAAACAAACUUCUGAAACGAUCAUCAUCGCAUGCUAAUUAGUAUGUUCUAUUUGUAGACAUCUCAGUGCAAAAGUCUGUAGUCACCUAACAAAUAGUUAUAUCUCAACUUGGGAACUUGCGUCCGGUAUCAUAGCAAGCCUACUGUUCCACAAUGCAAGAAAAAAUGCAUGUCAAUUCGUCUGUUAUCAUCAGUUAAUCUGAAUGUUCUAACGUAAUCAUAUGGAAUUCCGUUUGAUUAUAUAUGUUUUACAGAUGUCUGGGAUUAUUUUUGUGGUAGUCCAACGAACGUUUUUAGCAAUGAGGAGUCUGCACACAAAAAUGUUUGUCUACUGAAUUCUGAACCUUAAUAAUUAAUUACAAUUCAUACAUGAAGUGAUUAUGC